Corythoichthys intestinalis (scribbled pipefish) is the source of this 10308-nucleotide messenger RNA. RefSeq names its product protocadherin alpha-C2-like. The coding region runs from base 4981 to 7794 and encodes 937 amino acids. Lineage: Eukaryota; Metazoa; Chordata; Actinopteri; Syngnathiformes; Syngnathidae. Gene Ontology annotation, molecular function: calcium ion binding. Gene Ontology annotation, cellular component: plasma membrane. The record is from RefSeq and is a predicted model, not a curated record. The transcript has 4 exons. Gene Ontology annotation, biological process: homophilic cell-cell adhesion.
UACUCUGAAUGUGAGUUAUGUCACUUUCCAAUUCAAAAGUUGCUUAUUGGUAUUAUAGAUUUUUUAACACAUAGGCAGUCAAGGAUGCUACAGUCAGUCUAUUGGACUGUUUGGAUUUAAUUGACACCAUUUGACCAUACAUGUUUGUCUUGUUGAGUAGUAAGAGGGUGCUGUCCGUUGUGCUGAAAUUUCGCCUGUUUUCAGUGUGUCUAUUUGUAUGAAAAGGGAGCAAGAAUACCUUGAAUAUUGACAUUACCAGAGGUUGGUCGACACAUGUAUGUUCUCCUUUACUGUUGGAAAAAAAUAUGCUACAUAUCAAGAGUGGGUCUUACCAAAAUAAUAAUACCAAUUUAUAUUUUUUUUGUUCAACUCGCUCAUAAUUUUAAUUGACAAGAACUGAUUUAAUGUCGUAUUGCAAGGGCACAAAUAUGUAUGACUUUUAUUUUAAGCAUAAUGGAGUGUUUUGUUUUUAAUCGCACUCUACUAUUUGUCACGUUUGUAAUAGUUGAGUAAAGACUCCAGUCUUUCUGCAUGAUGUCUUUUACUUUAAUGGAAGUGUAACGUGUUGAGCCAGUGACACUCCAUAUUUUUAAGAAAUUAACAGAUUUGACAACCAGAAAGUGCUUUAAAAACUGUAUGACAACAGCAGAGCGACAAACGAGACUAAUGUAGUGAUUUUAAAUAGUUACAGAUGUGACAGAAAAUGUGGCACCGAAAACUUUCAGCCGAGAAUAGCUUAAAUUGCAUUUUCGGUUUUGGGUUGAAAGGCUGAAAGUUUACCACCGAAAAGUGUGAAGAAUCUUCGUCCUCUUGUAAUUAUGUCAUCAAAACACAACGCGCUAACACUACUGGCUCACAGCAAACAUUUCUGCAGUUUUAAAGUAUUUUGAGGUAUCAAUGAAAUUUAGAAAUUAUUAAAUGAAGGAAAAUAAAGUACAUGAAUUGGCUUCGCUUUUACACGCUUUGUCACUUUUUUCCCACUUCCACACCCCCUCUGCCAGUCGCCGUUUAAUCCGGAUGGGAGUGACUUCGCUCAGCUUGAUCGGCGUUAUCACUCGGCCCACUCGCCUGGCUCUCGAUCGAUUCCACUUGUUGCACAAGAAAACACCAAGUCUUAUUUUAAGGUGUAGGAGAGAUUAUAAUAGCCUUGUAAAGGGCUUUACUAGUUUCGGCGAGAACGGGAUAAUUUGUUGUAGUUGUACAGUUCCACACAAGCGUACAUCGAGAUCUCAUUUAGCUUAGCAAUUGGAGGCGUGAAACCAAUCUUUCGAGUGUACAAAAUCUAUCGCGACGUGUGCGUCCACGUCCACUGAACAGGAUGGCACCAGCGGUCACUGCCGCCAGGAAAGCACCCUCCCAGUGGCGGUUUUAAAGGGGAACUUUGAAGUAAGGUUGGCCAACCAUGUUUUUGAAUAAUAUCAAUGGCUAAACAAUUAUAAGCAUAUUUUCAUUAUUUUUUUAACGCAACCCUUCCAGAUUCUUUGUUUAACCCAUAGCAACGCCCUUGACAACGAAAAUGCUUUUCUUCGGCAAUCUUCGGAAAUCUUCGGAAAUUACGUCACACCUAGACAUGCGAGGGAAGUCCACCAUAGAACAGUAUUGUUUGUUGCAUUGCUUCUCGGUAAGAUGCCACAGCGGUGUGUGGCGAUGUUUUGUUCUCGCUCAAACGAAAAGUUGUAUGAGUGGCCAAAGGAUAGCAGGGCAAGUAAAUGGACAUCUUUCGUUCGCACGAAGCGAAUGAAUUUCACGCCAUCAUCGAGUAGUGUUCUCUGCUGCAAACACUUCGAAGAUGCCUGCUUCCUUAACCUUAACCUUAACCUCCUACUGUUGUGGAAUUGAACAGUAUAAGCUAGCGACGUUAGCCGAAAGUUAACUCGUGGAAAUCCCCGAUCAUAGUUGUUGUUGCGUUCGCUAGGUUAAGCGUGUUUAAAUUGUGCGUCAUCUACGAUCAUGUCCGAAAGGGUUAAUCCACUGUCAGUCGGGAAACGGGUGUGGAUGUGCAUAUAAACGGGUCGGCGUCGCGGUAAUUCAUGGUCACGUUGCUGUAAGAGACACACACCGCCGGUUAGUUUGUGCACAUUUAUUUGUAUUUGUAUUAUGUAUUUCCACCUUCAUGCUUCAAGCAUUGCAUUGCUUAUGGACGGUUCAGCGUUCACGGUGAUCGCAUGAUAGGCUUCUAGUUUGUGUUUUAUGAGAGCUGCUGACAGGUGACAGCUGAAAAAUAGCGUGUUGGUUUAGCGUAGCCGUUGAGUCAAUCUCGCAGUGAAUCAGCGAGCGCGCAGGUCACGCAGUGAAUCAUGGGAAAUGUAGUCUUGGGACAACACUGAAGAGGUGCUUUGUAAUCUGUUCGCUUGUGUGAAAAAACUACAUUUCCUCACGCCAUUAGACGCCAAUUCCUGCCGAGAGCUGUGCCGAGCUGUGGUCUAACUUUUCCAUAAGAACUGCUCCAUGUGUUAAUAAAGAGACAAGGUUGUCAGCGCGUCGUGUGUUCGAUACAUUUGUAAACAAAAAGCUCAUAACAAGACACUAUGCACAAUCCGUUCAAGAGACGCUGGAGUGGGAGGCGAGGAGGAGAUCGGCGAGAAGCAAAACUUCGUGGUCGAAUGUGGCGGCAGUCCGCUAUUAUUUUGUUUUCUUAUUGUUGCCACAAUAAAGUGGAGAAAGCCAUCGCAGACUCAUCUCCUUCUUCCCCCCAACGUUUUUAUAUUAUUAUUUUAUAUGCACGAGAGCUGCCGGAUCUGCCAAAAUGAACAUGAAGUCUGAUUAUUAUUUUUUUUAACAAUGUCAUCAGAUAGACAAAAACAUAACAUUAUGUGCAAAUGCCUGCAUCUUCAAAUCAUAAAAAUAAUAACAGCCUAUAUCUUACCAAUGUUGUAAUCUCGAUGGGUCUUGUAUCUAUUCCAUGUCAGGUAGUCUAGGCACACUGUUUGCAUUCUGAUUAGCGUCUGGCUAAUACAUGUUAGAUCCAACAUAAAAUUCCAAGCUCCUCUUCUUCCUCCAACUCUUCAAAACCUUGGAUCUCCUCCCUUGCGCUCGGUCUAUCGCUUAUAUCGCUGUUUGAAUCAUUGUUUGAAGGGCUUUGUAUGGCGGCCGUAUGUAUGGAGCUGCCAACGCUGUUCCCGGUGUGACGUAUCACUUCCGGGUUCGUCCGCUUUCAGGCUCGAACUUCGGAAAUGCGAUUAUUUUGUCAAAUAUACAACAUAUAAAUUAUUUUUUCAUGCUUUAUUUGGUGGACAAUGUUUAAUUACUUUACUUGUGACCCUAUUUGGCAUGUGAAGAAAUUAGUUCACACUACAGCUUUAAGAACAUGGGGGUCAUCUGCUGGCGCAAUGGUUGUACUGCAGCAAGUGAUGAGCAAGUGAAGCCUUUGAAGCAUUGUGAAGCAUUAUGAAGCUCUCUUCCUCUUUUCUUUUUUUUGAAAAUCAUUCGAAGUUUCACGGCUUCCCUGUGAGAAGCAGUUGUGGCAUCUUUUGGGAGACCAAAAUGACAGCAAUUGCUCCACAUUUGAACCAAAAUAUUAGCACAAUACAUUGUUUCAAACUUUAACAUGUGCAGUAAAAAAUUAUUUCAAGAUGCAUGUUUAUGAAUAUUGAGUAAUACAAACCUAUAGUUCUUGUCUAUGUACAGCAUUAACAGUAAAUACUUGACAACAAUUGGGGAAAAAAACGUAAUGACUGGCUUUGAUAUUACCCCCAAAAUGUGGGAGACAUUUCUAUUUAGGAGUCAACCGUUUGAUCCAUAGUAAUUUAAACAGCAUAUGAGUGUGAUCCAUGCCAUGUUAAUAAAGUAUGAUUUGAUCAGUGUCAGUUGUGCUUGUGAACAUGGGAAUUAUAAAAAUGGAAGCGUUUCAUACAUUAUAUUAUUUAUUCAUUUAUUUAUUUCAUACUGGUGGCAGAGUGGUUGGCAUGUCGGCCUCACAGUUCUGAGAUUGUUGGUUCAAUCACACAGGGAGGCCCUGGCCUGCUUGUGUGGAGUUUGCAUGUUCUUCAAUUAAUGCCUGUGUGGGUUUACUCCAGUUUUCUACCAAAAAUGUGAUUGAACACUCCAAAUUGUGCGUAGGUGUGAGUGUGUGCGUGAAUGGUUGGUUGUCUCUAUGUGCCCUGCGUCUGGCUGCUAAACAGUUCAAGGUGUACCCUGCCUUCUGCCUGUUGUUAGCUGGGAUAUGCUCCAGCACCCCCACGACCCUCGUGAGGAUAAGCGGUUCAGAAGAUGAUGAGAUGAAUUAACAUUUAUUGCACGAGUGAGGUUUGAGCUCAAAACUCAAAAUAUUUGCCUUGACUCACUUGAAACACACUCCUCUCAAAACCCACUUUUUGAUAGUUAUUGAGUUAUUUUAAAUAAGCUCCAAAGCAUCUGGUUCAGCCUGACACCUGUGAAAUGACCCUUGACGUCCAAAAGAAUUCUGAAGCAAUUGAAAUGUCGGACGUCACCGGUCACGUGACAGUUGACACAAGCUCCAAGACUAUGGGGGUACACGGCGGUUAAUUGGAUUGAAAAAAAGCUUUGGAGCUUUGGUAUUGUUUGCCCAGCUCUACUGUUGGCACAACUGCUGCUUCGUUAUUAUUUUUGCCAGACUUGUGUGUUUUAUUGUUGACGAAGGUCCCGCGCCUUGUCCUCGUUUACAAGACAAUGGCCACCUGUUUACAGUGCACUGACUUUACAUGGUCAACUGAGCUCUGAAAUGUGGUUUAUUUCCUCAAAACCUGCAAUAACACAUUUGGUCGCAAGGUGUCAGAAUGAAGCCAUGAACUCUUGAUCACGUGAUUAUAUAUCAAGUGUAGCCCACCACUAGAGCACAGAGUACCGUUUGUGGUGACAAGAUCUCCUUGUCUGCCUUGUUCGGCGUCACUUGUCUCCUGGCCCUCGUUGAUAGUGCAACUGAUAUAGCGGCGGAAUUUUUCAUAUAGUAUAUGUGUCUUUUGCUUUCACGAGUGCAGUUGAUUUUCAUGAGAAUAGACCAGUGAUGCUUUUCUGAUCAACAUGGAACAAAGAGACGCGCUACGUAGGGUGAGACGCUGUUUGGUCCGAUGCGUGGCUGCGGUGCUUUUGAGCAGCGUGACUUCAGCGCAAUUAAGAUAUUCCAUUUCCGAGGAAGUCAAUGAGGGAUCUGUGGUUGGAAAUGCUGCCAAAGACCUGGGAUUGGAUAGAAAUACGCUGAAUGAGCGCAAGUAUCGGAUUGUCUCCAGUGCGGCUGAGCCCCUUUUUCAUGUGAGUCAGACCGAUGGCUUCCUUUAUGUCAGCAGGAAGAUUGACAGGGAAAAGGAGUGUCCACAAAGCAGUACGUGUUUGAUCAACUUAAAAACGGUGGUAGAAAACCCACUGGAGGUCCAUUAUGUCGGAGUGGAGAUAUUAGAUGUCAAUGAUCACUCACCCAGUUUUCCAGAGGAAGAAACAAAGCUGGACAUUUAUGAGUCAGUUUUACCUGGUGCAAGAUUUCAGCUGAAAGCUUCACAGGAUGGAGACAGUGGUCAGUUUUCUGUUCAGCAAUAUAAACUGAGUGAAAAUAAUUAUUUUCGUUUGGAAGUUAAAGAUAAAGGAAAAGAAAGCAAAAUUCCCAUUCUGGUGGUUAAAAAAUCUUUAGACAGGGAGACAACAGGGCAUAUUUCAUUAGUAUUGACGGCACUAGAUGGCGGUAAACCUCCCAAAACAGGGGAUAUGAAGAUUUUAAUCCAUGUAUUGGAUGUCAAUGAUAAUGCACCCAUAUUUACUCAAGACACAUAUUCCGUUAUGCUCAAUGAAAAUGCAGCAAUCGGGACGACUGUUAUUCAAGUGAAUGCAACUGAUUUAGAUCGAGGACAAAAUGGAGAUGUUGUUUAUUCCUUCAGCAAAAGUAUGAAUCAAAAUAUCAUGGAUUUAUUUGAUAUCACACAAACAACAGGGGAGAUUAUUUUAAAAGGCCCUAUGGAUUAUGAAGAAAAUGACAUGUUUGAAAUUGAAAUCCAAGCAUCAGAUAAAGGUUUUGUCCCACUGACUGCAGAAAAGAGUGUCAUUGUUAAUAUAGUUGACAUCAAUGACAAUGCACCUGAGAUAGAAGUGACAUCAUUUUCCAGCUCAAUUCCUGAAAACUCCCGACCUGGGACUACAGUUGCACUAAUAAGUGUAAAUGACUUGGACUCUGGUCUCAAUGGAAAAGUGAUUUGUUCCAUAGGUGAGGAUAUUCCUUUUACUUUGUCGCCAUCAUCACAAGACAAAAUGUAUUCUUUAAUGACAAAAUCAACUCUUGACAGAGAAAAAGUGUCGAAAUAUGAUAUCUUGGUAGUGGCAAGAGACACUGGUCAACCUGCACUCUCAUCUGAAAAGACAAUAAGUGUUUUCAUUUCAGAUGUAAAUGACAACAGUCCAGAGUUUUCUUUCAGUCCUUAUACUUUCUAUGUUAAUGAGGGCAAUGAUGCAGGAGCUCCAGUCUUUUCUGUCAAAGCUUUUGAUCACGAUGACAACGAGAAUGCAGUCAUCUCAUAUCAUAUUCUUAGAGAUGGAAAAGAUGAACAAAAACUGUCUUCAUUUUUAAGUAUAAAUACUGAAAAUGGACAAAUAUCAGCACUAAAAAGUUUUGACUUUGAGAUGCUGAAAAGUUUCCAUUUCCAAGUUAUGGCCACAGAUAAAGGCAUUCCUCCACUGAGCAGCAAUGUGACAGUGAACGUGUUCAUUUUAGAUCAGAAUGACAACGCGCCAAUCAUCCUGUAUCCAGUCAGUGCCAAUGGUUCUGCUGAAGGUGUGGAGGAGAUUCCCCGCAACAUGAAAGCAGGGGACUUGGUGACUAAAGUCAGAGCCUAUGAUGCUGAUAUAGGAUAUAACGGCUGGCUACUAUUUUCACUUUGGCAAGUCUCUGACCACAGUCUCUUUUCUUUGGACCGAUAUACGGGCCAGAUGAGAACCCUUCGCUCAUUGACGGAGACAGAUGAGGCUGAGCAUCGAUUGCUCAUUCUCGUCAAAGACAACGGAAAUAUUUCACUCUCAGCAACAGCUACUGUGACUGUCAAACUUGUGGAGCCCAAAGAGGCUUUUGCAGCUUCGGAUGUCAAAGGUGCAGCAAAAGUAGACCAGGAGGAGGACAAUGUGACUUUUUAUCUCAUCAUCACUUUGGGCUCGGUCUCACUGCUUUUUGUCAUUAGCAUUAUUGUGCUGAUCACCAUGCAAUGCUCCAAGUCCACAGAGUACACUUCCAAAUACCUCCAAGACACUAAUUAUGAUGGCACGCUGUGUCACAGCAUCCAGUACAGAUCGGGAGAAAAACGAUAUAUGUUAGUUGGACCCAGAAUGAGUAUCGGCUCUACCAUAGUCCCAGGGAGCAACGCUAACACUCUCGUGCUCCCUGACAGGAGACACACAUCUGGGGAGCCCAAGGCACCAAAUUCUGACUGGAGAUAUUCAGCCUCCCUGAGAGCAGGUGGUGUCAUGCAAAGUUCAGUGCAUAUGGAGGAGUCCUCAGUGAUGCAGGGAGCCCAGGGAGUUCUGGUUCAGAACUGGCCCACAGCAUCAAGUGCUGCUGAUGCUGAAGGGGGAGAGGUGUCCCCCCCAAUGGGAGCGGGAGUUGACAGCAACAGCUGGCACUUUCGCUACGGCCCGGGGGGUCCCGGUGCACCGCCGCAGCACCUGAAGGCCGGUGAGGUUCCUCCGGAGGCAUUUAUCAUCCCUGGCUCCCCUGCCAUAAUAUCCAUCAGACAAAACCAGGGAGGAGAGGACGACAAGAGCGACUUUAUUACCUUUGGAAAGAAAGAGGAGGCCAAAAAGAAGAAGAAAAAGAAGAAGGACAAGAAGGACAAAAAGGAUAAGGGCAAAGAUGAUGAUGAGUAAAGAAUUAAGAAGUGAGAAUUGGGAAAGAAAAAAGGGUGUUGCUAAAACAGAGGUACCAACCAAAGUUCAUUGGGUUUGUUUUUAACCUGGCCUUUACCUUCAGUUCCUUACUGAGGUAAAUUAUUGAUCUUGCCUUGAUAAAUAAUAAAAUGAUUGAUUUUAUCCACACCCCCACGUGCCUAUAGACCCGGAAGUCAACUAUAAUGUUGCUAGAAAUAACAUAGCACCUCUCUUUUACCCCAUCCUAAUUGUUUGGCCUCCUUUAACCCACUGGGCAUGUUGGCACCUCUGUAUUACCCCUCCUAACGAUGAUAAAUCAUUCUCUGUGAGAGAAGUAGAAUACUUUGUACAAGCUAUGUGCCAGCCAAGGAAAAGAAGAAGUCAGAUGUUCGUAAUUUGGGGCUGGACACACACACCAACCACACACACACACAUCGAUAUACAGUCACGACUUGUAAAUAGCACAGGGGCUAGUCACUGAAACGAAGGCAAACACCACAAAACCGCUGCAGAGUCCUUAUUACCGACAGUGUUUCCUGUGAUCUCAAAGAAUCUACAUGCAUGCAGCUCACGCAGUCAAACAUGCUAACACACACUUUGCCAUGUGGACACAAAGAAAAAGCUUAGAAAAAAGAGGGACAAAAAAAUUGUGCUGAAAACUAAACAUGGCAAGCUUUUUGGGGUAUCAACUCUCAGGAUUGAAGGAGCAUCAUGUUGCUAUCACUCUAUUUGCUGACUGCUUGCAAAGGACCAAGAGAGCUCCUGCUCCAGCCGGAAGCCUGAGCCGGAGAACACAGGCAAGUUGGAGUGAGGGGAAGAUACCUCGCAAUCUUUUGAGGAUCACCAUGGGCAAGAGUUCUGCUAUCAGUCAACUGGACUCCGAAGAAAACAAGUAGAAAAUUAUUCGUAGAAUCUUUAAGAUUUUGAUAACACCAUUCUUAUGCCCCCACGCUGCAGCAAAAGCUGAAAGCUUUCUGCUUUGAAUGUUUGGUAGCAACCAGUCCUUACCUUACACCUUUACAACUUCUCAACUGCUUGUGCUCCCCCCAUGCUACCACAAACUUUGCCCACAACCCAACUGACUGCCUCUUCAUGUCAAGAUGAAGUAAACCUACUUUCCUUAAUUCUCUGCAGAGAUUCACAGUACAUGUUUUUGCCAUUUUAUGUAGAGACUCCUUCUAUCCAUCUUCCUGAUUCUUGCAUGUCCACGCUCCUUACCCCCUGCUCAGGACCCUUCCUGGCAAAACGGCCUGUUCUGAACAUUGUGGUGUGCUGACAACAGCAUGGAGUAAUGUUGAUGUGGCCCAUCAGGGGGAUGGCGUACACCUUGAACUCUUGUCUCGAAAAGUGCAAAACGGUUCAGUGCUUUUAAUAUGUGAAUACUACACUAUGCUGUUCACUUCUUAUUUUUUGCCGCUAUAGUGAGACCGGGUCAGGUGAAUUGAGAUCUGUCACAGGAAGCAAGGAGGCGGGUGCCUUGGGCUGGCCCUCAACCCUCACGUUUGCAAGACAAGUAAAUCGAUUGUUUAUGAUCAUGGAGUCGCAUACUGUCUUUUAUUUACGCUGUAAAAGAAGCGUUGAAUUGAUUGUCUUUGUACUAGUAAUCGCUAAAAAAAUGAUAACAUGGCAUCCAGGGCUUCCCCGCUAACAGCUAAAACCCACCAAUCCUCUCAUGAGCCAAUGCUGUUGGAUCCCCUCCCCUUCCUGUACCUCGCCCCCAAUGUUUUGCGGCUCAGUAUGAUGUCACUCCAUUAAGUGGCUGCUGCAUGUACUGCUCUAAGGAAACACAUACUAUAUAGAGAAAUAUAUAUAUAAAUGGAUAGAUAGUAACAAUUUUAUUUUUUUUGUAUUAUUUUUGUUCUCAUCAUUACUCACAUGAAAUAUUUGUAUGUACUUCUCUUGUCUAUGCCAAACAUCUAUGUAUUACAGUCGUCACGCUCCACAGAUGUGGUAAGGCAUCCACUAAAACUCUUUCAAUAUUUGUAAUGCUAUAGUGUGAUAUAUGCGUUUUUAAUGCAUUUUCCCCAAAUUUUUAUUUAUGCUUUUGAAAACAAAAAAAGAAAAAAAAAAUCAUUCUCUGUCCAGCUUUGACAUGAUGAUCUAACUAACACUGUAAUAUUGUAACUGAAAUAUGUAUGAUCCUAUGAUGAGCUCUCACUUCCCCUUCAUUAUUGAAAAAAAAAACAAAAAAAAAAGUCAAAAAAAUGUGGGAAAAGUAUAUGUAGUGUAUGCUUGUAUUUAGUGAGCUUUCAUGCUGUCAUUCUUUCCCAGUGUAUAUGGUGGUGAACUUUGGUGGCAAUGUGCUGUCCGAAUGUGGACCAGCCCAGAUCUGUUUUAAGCCCCCCCCCCCUCUUUUUUUUUUUUCUGGUACACCGGCUCAUCAAUUGUGACCGUGAAAUAGUGAAUUUCAUUUAUUUCCCUUCCCUGUCUGCCUUUGAUUUGACCUAAAUGGAAACAGUUGUAAUGUGUUCUGUUUAUAAUUCACAAAUAAAGUUUUCUUUCUUAAAAAUGAAA